Molecule: messenger RNA, 3078 nt
Organism: Impatiens glandulifera
Lineage: Eukaryota; Viridiplantae; Streptophyta; Magnoliopsida; Ericales; Balsaminaceae
Exons: 5
Coding region: 1-3078 (1025 amino acids)
Biological process (GO): DNA integration
Molecular function (GO): nucleic acid binding; RNA-DNA hybrid ribonuclease activity
Source: RefSeq, a predicted model, not a curated record
AUGUCGCCUUCGAGCAGAGAUCGGCCGCGGGCGCAGGACACGCCGGAAAUCGCCCUCGCCGGAGUCUCUUCAUCAGCUGGAGAAAAUGAGAAUCAAGUCUCUUCUGCGGAAGAAACUAUUGAAAUUAAUUUGAAUUCGGGAGAGGAUCCACAAAUUGUCUUGAUAGGCCAAAACCUAGAUGAAAACGAGCGUCAUCAUCUAGUUGAGCUGUUGAAGCUUAACAAAUACAUAUUUGCAUGGUUCUAUAAAAGCAUGUCGGACAUUGACCCCAAAAUUGUCCAACAUCAAUGGGUCGUCAAUGUGGUCCCCGUGGCUAAGAAAGAUGGAAAAAUUCGUGUGUUCGUGAACUACAGUGAUCUCAACAAAGCUAGCCCUAAAGAUAAUUUCCCACUCCCACACAUUGACGUGUUGGUUGACCACGCGGCUGGUCAUGAACUCCUAUCAUUCAUGGAUGGUUUCUCAAGCUAUAAUCAAGUUUUGAUGGCAUCCAAGGACAAAGAAAAGAUUACUUUUAUCAUUGAAGUUGACACCUUUUGCUACCGUGUAAUGCCUUUCGGGCUAAAGAACGCUGGAGCCACGUAUCAGAGGGCGGUCACCACUAUUCUCCACGACAUGAUCCACAAGGAAGUCGAAGUCUACGUCGAUGAUAUGAUUGUCAAAUUCAGGAAUCAAGCGGGACACAUUAGAGGAAUAGAAGUCGACCCUAGCAAAAUUGCAGCCAUCACGGCCAUGCCAACACCCCGGAACGAGCGAGAGGUUCGAGGAUUUCUAGGGAAAAUCCAGUACAUUAGUCUCUUCAUAAGUAAACUCACUUCCACUUGUGAUCCUCUCUUCAAGCUUCUGAAGAAGGAUCAAAGAUUCAUCUGGAGUGACGCUUGUCAACAUGCCUUUGAUAAGGUGAAAGCCUAUCUACAAUCCCCGCCUAUCCUCAUGUCUCCAAGGCCGGGAGUUCCUUUGAUUCUUUAUCUCACCGUCACCGAGUCAUCCAUGGGGAGCAUGUUGGCCCAAGAGAACGAGAACAAGGAGGAAGUAGCUGUCUACUAUCUCAGCAAGAGGAUGACCAGUUAUGAGUUGAAUUAUUCUUCUGUGGAAAAAGUCUGUUGGGCACUAGCCUGGGUAACGAAGAGGUUGCGCCACUACAUGCAAGCCCACCCAAUCAAGCUAGUGUCAAGACUCGAUCCCAUUCGUUUCUUGUUUCAAAGAACUCUUCUUUCGCUGCGUCUUGCUAAAUGGAUGAUGAUGAUUUCAGAAUAUGACAUCACAUAUACCGUGCAAAAGUCAAUCAAGGGGAGCAUAGUGGCUGAUUUCCUAGCUGAUCAACCAAUCACCGUUGGAGACGAUGACGAAGAGAUGGCCUUUCCAGAUGAUGAGAUCAUGGGCAGACAGGGUUACGACAUUGGUAUCCUUUUGAUCGAUCCUACUGGCACGUAUAAUCCUACUUCUGUUAAGUUGAGUUAUAGUGUCACCAACAACGAAGCUGAGUACGAAGCAUGCAUUGUUGGGAUCAAGUUAGCCAGCGAGAAGAGGAUUAGCAGAUUGGAGGUUAUUGGAGACUCGAAUCUUGUAAUUUCACAAGCCAAUGGAGAUUGGCAGGUCAAAGGCGACAAUCUUAAACCUUAUCAUUCUUUCCUCAUGCGUUUAAUCGCCAAAUUCGAAAGUGUUGUUUUCAUCCAUGCUCCAAGGAGUCAGAAUCAUUUCGCUGACGCCCUUGCAACUCUCGCGGCAAUGACUCAAAUUCCCGAAGGAAUCAAGAUCAAGCCACUCAAAAUCCAACAGAGGUGCAAUCGCAUCUAUGAGAAACUAGUGGUUGCUAACACUAGUAUCUCAAGCAAACCUUGGUUCGAGCCCAUUCAAUCAUAUAUCGAAAGGGGGGAAUACCCUGCCCACUUUCAGAAGAAAGAGCGUCGCGCUCUCCGUCAAUUUGCCACUAGCUAUGUGGUUGUGGCAGGACGUCUCUAUCGACGAUCUUUUGAUGGACAAAACAUGCUUUGUGUAGAUCAGGCGGAGUCUACUACCAUCAUGGAAGAAGUGCAUGCUGGGAAUUGCGGUUCCCACAUGAAUGGCAUGGCUCUUGCUAAGAAAGUUCUUCGGCUAGGCUACUUUUGGCAGAACUUGGAACAGGAUUGCAUUGCGUUCGUCAAGACGUGUCACCAGUGUCAAAUUUAUGCUAAUCUAAAACAUACUCCCGCUUCUCACCUCUAUAACAUGACUUCUCCAUGGCCAUUCUCUACAUGGGGAAUAGACAUCAUUGGGAAAAUCCACCCCCACGCGUCCAAUGGCCAUGAAUUCAUCUCGGUUGCUAUCGACUAUUUUACCAAGUGGGUUGAGGCUUCUUCGUUCAAAAUCCUCAAAUCCUCCCACGUGGCAAAGUUCAUUCGCAAUAAUAUCAUUAGUCGAUACGGGGUUCCCCAUUCGAUGAUUUCUGAUAAUGGGCGACACUUUCAAGGUAAUGUGCUCGAGCUUUUGAGAGAAUUCAAAAUCGAGCAUCAUAAGUCUUCACCAUAUCGACCACAAACCAACGGGGCAGUCGAGGCUGCUAACAAGAACGUGAUCUCAAUCUUGAAGAAAACCACACAAACAUAUAGGGAUUGGCAUGAGAAGCUACCCUAUGCUCUAUGGGGUUACCGAACCACCGCUUGGACUUCUACAGGCGAAACUCCUUAUUCGUUGGUAUAUGGCAUGGAGGCAGUUCAACCCAUUGAGUUGGAAUUGCCUACUCUCAGGGUUCUUUUGGAGAGCCACGUCAUCGAGGAAGAUUGGCUGAAGUCCAGAUACGACCAACUAUCACUCAUGGAGGACCGGAGGCUAGAUGCCCUAUGCAAGACACAAGCUUAUCAACAACGCAUGGCAAGGGCGUUCAACAAGAAGGUCAAGCCUAGGCAUCUUGUUGUAGGAGACCUUGUUCUUAGAAAGACCCGAGAGCUGCAGGACCCUAGAGGAAAAUUUCAGCCGCCAUGGGAGGGACCUUUCAUCAUCAAGCAGAUUUUUUCAGGUGGAGCUGUUCGCCUCGCCACUCUCGAUGGCGAUGAGUGUUCAUCACCCUUUAAUCUUGACACGCUCAAGAAAUACUAUUCCUGA